This is a messenger RNA of Belonocnema kinseyi, 3392 nucleotides long. RefSeq lists its product as uncharacterized. The coding region runs from base 190 to 3318 and encodes 1042 amino acids. Gene Ontology annotation, molecular function: protein binding. The transcript is spliced from 16 exons. The record is from RefSeq and is a predicted model, not a curated record. Lineage: Eukaryota; Metazoa; Arthropoda; Insecta; Hymenoptera; Cynipidae.
CAUUCGAGUAUCGAGACUAAGGUAGCACAAUCUAGAAACAAACUUUGGCAAUAGACCCAUCUGAAUUUUUAUUUUUAAUAACUCCUAUAUAUAAAGGAUCGUCAGAUCAGUCUUAGUUUAUUUUUCCUAGAGCAACGAAACGUAUAAGUGAAUUGACAUUUUUAAUAAAAGUGCUAAUAAUUUCUUAUCAUGUCUCAAAAAAGUGCAAAUGGACAAGGAUCUCCUGAAAAGUAUCAAAUCCUUCAAAAUGAACAAGUGGGGAGAUACUUAGUUGCAAGCAAGGAUUUGGAGCCUGGCGAGGAAAUAUUAUCAGAAACACCUUUUGUCGUUGGACCCAAGGCUUUUACAUAUCCCUUGUGUCUUUCUUGUUAUUCUCCCUGGCCACGACUUCCUGACACCCAAACACUUUGCUCUAAGUGCAGUUGGCCAGUUUGUGGUCCAGAAUGUGAAAGCCAUCCUCAUCAUAAAAAUUAUGAAUGCCAGGUUUUUGCUGAAUUGGGUGAAAAAUUUAAUGUGUCUGAAGCUCUGAGUGAAAACCUGCAAACUGGAGUUCCACAAUUGGAAUGCAUAACGCCACUCAGAUUGCUUUUGGCUUCAGAAAAAGAUCCUGAAAGAUGGAAUAAAGAAGUGAAAGACAUGGAAGCACAUAAUAAACAAAGGAGCCAAUCAGUCCAAUGGAAAGCUGACCAUGUCAAUAUUGUUGAGUAUUUGAGAAAUCGCUUAAAACUAACCACGUUUUCAGAAGCGGAAAUUCAGACGGCUUGUGGAAUUCUGGAGAUCAACACUCACGAAAUUCGUACAAAAAAAGGAUAUCCAGCUCGAGCUCUUUACCCAAAAGUUUCCUUAAUGAAUCACAAUUGUGUUUCAAAUACAAGCCAUGGAAUUUCAACAACUGAUUACAAAGUGUAUUUGAGAACAAGUACAAAAGUUCCAAAGGGUGGCGAAUUAUAUGGAAGCUACACGCCUUCUCUUCUUCCCACAAUGUUGAGAAGAGAACAUCUUCUCGAGUCAAAACAUUUUUCCUGUGCUUGUAACAGAUGUUCAGAUCCAACAGAAUUAGGAACUCACAUGUCUUCUCUAAAAUGCAGCAAAUGCGAUAAUGGAAUCGUUGUACCUUUAGAUUCUUUAGAUUGUGAAAGUAUUUGGAAAUGUACACACUGUGAAUUUACAACGAGUGGACCAGCAGUCUUGAAAGUAUUUAGAAUCAUUCAAUCUGAUGUAGAAAAUGCUGAAAUGAUUAGUGGAGCGGAAGGAGCAGAUGCUGUGCAUCAAAGAGAGACUGUUCUUAAAAAAUAUCACUCUGUUUUGCACCCUCGUCAUGCUUUUCUGACAAUUUUGAGGUUUUCCUUAUGCCAAAUGUACGGACGUGUAGAUGAAUACUUUUUGGAUGAUUUGCCAGAUAUUUUACUUGAACAUAAAGUCGAAAUGUGCAGAAUAUUACUUCAAGUUCUAGAUGUGGUAGAACCUGGUUACUCUCGAUCAAGAGGAAUGAUCUUAUAUGAAUUACACGCACCCCUGUUGUUUUUGGCUAAAGGACAAUGGAAUUCGGGUACAAUUGAUAAUGCGGGCCUAAAGUCAAAAAUGAUUGAAGCUGCAACUAUUUUAAAAGAUGCAGCCACGAUUUUGAGUUUGGAACCUCCAGAUACACCAGAAGGAGAAAUUGGAAUUGGUGCCAAAGAAGCCUUGAUUCAGUUGGAACAAUCAAUCAGCGAAUUAAGAAUUAUGUCGACAAAUAAACAUUCUAAAUGUCCUGUCACGCCGGUUUUAAAAUAUAAUAUUUGCCAUUCAGAGACUCUUGGAAGAUAUUUAGUAGCAACAAAAAACAUCUCACCGGGUGAAGUCAUAAUUCGAGAAGAUGCCGUGGCUGUUGGGCCGGCGACUUUUAAUAAAUCUUUCGUAUGUUUUGCUUGCUUGAGACUUCUUUCAUUACCUAAAAAAAGGUCCCACUAUAUUUGCUCAAAGUGUAAUGUGGCCACAUUCUGCGAUCGCGUAUGCGAGAAUUCGGUGGGUUAUCAUUCAGAAAAUGAAUGCAGUAUUCUAAAAAGCAACAGGACAUUUUGUAUAGAAAAUAUUCCACAAAUUAUUGGGAUUCUGAUACACAUUAGAUUGUGGCUUAUUAAAUUUCAAAAUACAAACUUAUGGAAAGAAAUAGAACAAAUGGAGAAUCAUAUCAAUGAAAGGAGAAACACGGAAUUGUGGAAAGAUAGAGAAGAAAAUGUUGUAAAGGUUUUUAGAAGAAUGUUAUUGAUUCCGGAAAGUGACGAGAAUGCGGGAGACUUAGUGCAAAAAAUCUGCGGUAUUUUGGACGUAAACUCGUUUGAACUGAGAUCUCCAGGAGGUCUCGGCGAGUCUCUCCUUCGUGGACUUUAUCCACAGACUUCAUUGAUAGCUCAUGACUGUAGAGGAAAUACACACAUCACAGUCGACGAUAAAUUUCAACUGACAGUUUUCGCAAGUCUGUCAAUUCAAGAAGGGGAGAUUAUCUAUUUUAACUAUACUUCCUCAUUAUCGGGUUCAGCAGAACGAAGAGAACAUCUUCGAGAAGGAAAAUAUUUUGAAUGUGCAUGUCGUGCUUGCCUUGAUCCUUUCGAAGGAGGCUCUCACCUUAGUUCAAUUAUGUGUCCAAGAUGUAGAAAAGGUUACUUAGCAGUGAAAGAUCCCUUGGUGAGCAACCCUUAUAAAAAAGAAACCAUGUGGCACUGCCAAAUCUGUGAAAGACUCUUUCAUGGAUGUUUAAUACGAAGAACUUUGGAAGUAUCAAGGGCAUUAAUAAACGAAAUCGAAGACACUGAUAUCAAGAUACUAGAACAUUUGUUGAAGACAUUAACUAAGACAUUUCACACGAAUCAUUUUCUGGUUUUGAGUCUAAAACAGAAAUUACUGACUGAAUAUAGAAGAGAAUUAUCUUCCCCUAGUCCUCAGAAGAAAACUUUGUUACGCAUGUUGGAACUUUGCAAAGAGAUAUUCAAUGUCCUGGAAAUUGUCGAACCGGGCAUUUCGAGGCUUAAGGGUAUAAUGCUGUACGAAAUGCAUUUUCCUGUGGCUAUUUUGGCAAAUCAGGCCUAUGCAGCUCAUGAAAUUUCCUCCCAGGAUCUCCUUUCAAAAUUAGAAGAAGCUGAGGGACUUUUGAAAAAAUCUCUGAAAAUGCUACUUUUGGAACCAGCAACGACUCCAGAAGGAAUGUUGGCUAAAAGAGCUCUUCAAGAACUCAAAGUUUUAAUUCAAAAUAUAGAAGAUGUGAAAUCUCUUCUGCUGGACGAAACAAACACAAGAAACUAUAAGAAUAAAAGGAAUAAUUUUCGAAAACAAUGUAGAUAAUGAUAUGCAAAAAUGUAAGAAAGUAAAAUUAUCGUAAUUAUAGUAUUCAGGCACUCACAGCAAUACACAUAAAA